This is a messenger RNA of Penicillium canariense, 1557 nucleotides long. RefSeq lists its product as uncharacterized. Bases 1 to 1557 code for a protein of 518 amino acids. Lineage: Eukaryota; Fungi; Ascomycota; Eurotiomycetes; Eurotiales; Aspergillaceae. The transcript has a single exon. The record is from RefSeq and is a predicted model, not a curated record.
AUGUCGAGAACAGACACACCGGAGUUUGACUGGUCCGCCAACGCGGACCAAAUGAAGGUGGCUUACUACGCAGCAUUUCGCCGCAAUGAUAGCAGUUCCUCUACAGAACAACACAAUACGGAAACAUACAUCUCCUCCGCACGAGGCUGGGACGAGUUCAAAGCCAUGAGCGUUCCUGACCUCCUGCAUCUCGAUGAGACCAGCAUCUUACGCUUCCGAAAGACGAACUCGGGACACGGCUGCUCAAACCUACACGAUACGGAUUUCUCACGAACUGGUCACAUUCGGUCAAGUCGUAUGCCAACAGGCAAACCCCCUGCCGCAAAAAUGUACGGUGUGUUGUGGCUGUUCUUUAUCGAUAACACCGCCCUCAUCGGUGAGGACCUCGCGCAACGUAUGCCUUGGCAGUUUGGUACAGGCAGACCCACUAGUGACAAGGAGUCGGGCACGAGUAUCAUAACUAUCGGCCGUGUCACGGCACCCCCGGAUAUGACCGAAGAUGACUUCGAUGUUAUUGAGACGGUAUCCUUCGACGAUGGCGCUAUGCGGCACAAUGACGACUGGAGCAAAAUGGAAGCAAAAUACAAUACACGCACUCAGAUGCGCUCCAGCGUGGAUGCUAUCUGUAUCGUGCCUCCACCAGCCAAUGACUCAAGCGGCGUGCAAUUCAUGAGGAUCUGCGGUCUCCCCACAUUCGAACUCGGUGCUGACCCACGUCUUCUGAAUGCAAAUAGACUCAUGGGACCUGCCAGCACGCCUCAGCAACCCGCAACUACGCCGCAGCAACCUCCGAUUAUGCCUCAAGCACCUCCCGCGGAACCCGUAGUUCUCCAGUUACGUCUCAGACUUACACUACAUGAACCCACGAUUACCUCUGAACAACCAAGCGAUACACAAGCUCUUAUUGAUACUACACAACGGGUGAUCAGUACCACUAUGGAGCAGACAGUCGAGACACCUAUAAUCUUGACUAAUACCACACAGAUACCUAUCAUCUUACCUACAGAUGACGCGCUACGAGCCGACACACCUGAGGUUCGAGUGAAGAGGGAACUCACAAAACGAGUCCACAACGAUAUCACGCAGACCCCCUCGAGGAACUGGACUAUCCAACCUAGCGAAGCGUCCUCCGUCGCCAUGGCCAGUCUAUUACGCAAUACAAUGUCCGCCGCCGAUCAAUCUAUGCUACACUAUCUACAGCAGUGCCUAGUCGCGCAUUCCCUCCUCCAUCGCACCCUACAUCAGAAAGGUGCCAAUUCGCCAGAAACUACCGCCGCCGCGAUGCAGUCCGCAGAAGUUUGCGUGACAUUCCAAGAAUUCGCGAAACAGUGUAAUCUGUGCUACAUGAGCAUGGAACAACGGGCUACUGAAAACCACCGAGCUGCCGCCAUCAUCCAAGAUACCCUGUGGAAGUUGCAGUUCCCCGGACGAGCUGUACGCCCUGAACUUCGCAGUUCAGUCAUCACUGACAUGGCAACCUUCCUACUUAGCGACGAGAAGAACAUUCCGCUUCGUGCCGUCGGCUUUCUGCAGAAGGACUCCGAAGACAACUAUUAA